Messenger RNA from Plectropomus leopardus (leopard coralgrouper), 811 nucleotides. RefSeq names its product protein NATD1-like. Lineage: Eukaryota; Metazoa; Chordata; Actinopteri; Perciformes; Serranidae. The record is from RefSeq and is a predicted model, not a curated record.
AUGGCCUUUAAAAUAUUUUCCAGACUCACUGCGUUAAAUCUCCGACUGAAGUCUCAAACGGCCGCCUUCAGUGCGUUAAACUCCGGCUGCAGUUUGACAGUGGAACAUGACCGAGAGAACCGGCGCUUCACCGUCACUCCGAGCAGCGGGGCUGGUGGCCAUGACUGUGCAGUGCUGCACUACAGAUUCACAGGAGAGAAGGAGGUGGAUCUAUUAUCAACCUACGUACCAGAGACAUAUAGGGGCCAAGGUGUUGCUGCACUGCUAUCAAAAGCUGCCAUGGACUUCCUGGUUGAAGAAAACCUCAAGGCUCAUAUCUCCUGUUGGUAUAUAAAGAAAUAUAUCAAGGAGCAUCCACAGCAAGAUUAUAAAGAACUUGUCAUCCCUUGACUACAGCACGUUUGUCUAGUAUUGCUACCUCAAAUCAACCACAACCUCAUGCACAUUACUGUAAAGAGCUACGGAGGCCAGAAUGUGUCUUCAGCAUCUUAAGACCAUGUGCAUAUUAAAGUCAUUUUAUAGAGACGCUUGAUUAUGCUUAUCAAAGUUAGUAUGAUUUUUUUUUUUUUUAAUACCUGGUAAAUGUGAGUAAAGUUACUCAAAAUCUCCCAAAAGAAAUUUGGGGUUCAACAAUGACGAUAUUGAUUUUGUUUAAUUUUUUUUCAGUCAGCCUAAAAUGAGUAAAUUGAUCCUUUUAAAAUCAGAUUGCACUUUUUAAACAUUGUGUCUGUAGUAGUAGUAGUAUUUAUUAAUUAUUCAACAUUAGGACAAGACAUGGAAAUAUCUAUCGAGGCGUAUAUUUUUUUUAAUA